CCCUACAAACUACUUCAUUUUCCCCAUCCUUCAUUUUGGUGAGUUACCGGCCGGACGACCAAAGAAAUUUCACGAACAUGUUGACGGUAAAGACAUCGCCUGUAUUUUCUGUGACGUUACAGCACGUGGGCGACGCCGCCGUCGGCAGCCGGAGGAUCAAUAACACCGAUCAGGUGACAAUUCCUGCUCGCCGGCUGCAACUCCUUCCGUCGUCCAGCGCACAACUACUUCUCCAUCGGCAUGCACGUACCUCGUCAAACAAGGGACGGAACGUGGUUGCUUACAGUAACGGUGAAUCAGGAGGAGGAGCUGCUGUUCCUUCUCCCGCUCCUUCAAGUUCAUCCGGCGGUUUUGACUGGAAAGGGUGGCUUGUUGGGGUGAUAAUGAGCGUCCUGCUGCCCUUUUGGCGUGGCCAAUUAUGGUCACUCAAAAAGAUACAAGUUAAUGUGGAGUCUGUGCUGGAGAGGAUGGAAGAGGUGGCGGAGACGGUGGAGGAGGUGGCGGAGAAAGUGGAGGAAGUGGCGGACGAGAUCGGAGACAACCUGCCGGAAGGGGAGCUGAAGGAGAUGCUGGAAAAAGUGGAGGAGGCUGCCGGGAAAGCUGCAAAGGCCGCCGACGUAGCUCAACAAGUCCUUGAAACGGUACAAGAAAUGGAGGAUCAAGUGGAAUCUUACAUCGAUAAAGCUGCUGCCAAGAAUAGACAAAAGAAGGUUAAUUAAUUAAGCUGCGAUAAACUCACUAUUGUACAGUUAUCACAAUAUUCAUCGGGCCAUGGUCAAAAAUGAUAGGCGAAAGGUUUUCGGUUUUUUCCUGUGAGGUGUAGCUUAGCAUAAUAAUGAAAGAUGGUAUAUAUCGUACGAU
Molecule: messenger RNA, 861 nt
Organism: Linum tenue
Lineage: Eukaryota; Viridiplantae; Streptophyta; Magnoliopsida; Malpighiales; Linaceae
Source: the annotation of a GenBank genome assembly